Molecule: messenger RNA, 1381 nt
Organism: Chinchilla lanigera (long-tailed chinchilla)
Lineage: Eukaryota; Metazoa; Chordata; Mammalia; Rodentia; Chinchillidae
Gene: Fahd2a
Product: fumarylacetoacetate hydrolase domain containing 2A
Exons: 9
Coding region: 283-1227 (314 amino acids)
Molecular function (GO): hydro-lyase activity
Source: RefSeq, a predicted model, not a curated record
UGACGCCAUAGGGUGCGCCGCUCGCCUGGCGUUUUCGGUAGAGGUGUCGCGCCGGGACUCUGCGAGUGAGGUCGUCGGGCUGGCGGGGCUCCCGGCGGCCACCGUCCCUGGCCUCCAGCGCCGCGGGCUCAAACCCCACAGCGAAGGGUGCCGGGCAGGACCGGCCGUCGCGGCCAGUCGCCGGGGCGUCCACUGACUGCGCCGAGUGGAGCUGGACCUGUGAAAACGGAAGGGCCGACUUCGCUCCCGAGCGAGCGCACGGCGGGACAGUCCCAGGGGCUGAUGCUGGUCUCUGGUAGGAGGAGGUUGCUCACGGCUCUGCUACAGGCUCAGAAGCAGCCUUUUCAACCCCGAAGAGACAUGAGACUGGUGCAGUUCCAGGCACCACACCUGGCAGGGCCUCACCUGGGGCUGGAGUUGGGGAGUGGUGGUGGCAUCGUCGACCUCAAUGCCUUUGACCCCACACUCCCCACAACAAUGACACAGUUCCUGGAGCAGGGAGAGGCCACCCUCUCAGUGGCAAGAAGGGCUCUAGCCGCCCAGCUGCCACUCCUCCCACGGUCGGAGGUGACCCUCCUGGCCCCAGUCACACGGCCAGACAAGGUGGUGUGUGUGGGCAUGAACUACGCGGACCACUGCAAAGAACAGAACGUGCCUGUGCCCAAGGAGCCCAUCAUCUUCAGCAAGUUUGCCAGCUCCAUCGUGGGGCCCUACGAUGAGAUCCUCCUGCCACCCGAGAGUCAGGAGGUGGACUGGGAGGUGGAGCUGGCCGUGGUCAUUGGGAAGAAAGGCAAGCACAUCCAGGCCACAGAUGCCAUGGCUCACGUGGCAGGCUUCACCGUGGCUCAUGAUGUGAGUGCUCGGGACUGGCAAGUAAGGCGCAAUGGGAAGCAGUGGCUGUUGGGAAAAACCUUUGACACCUUCUGCCCCCUGGGCCCUGCUUUGGUUACCAAGGACAGUGUAGCAGAUCCACACAACCUGAACAUCUGCUGCCGAGUGAACGGCGAGGUGGUACAGAGCAGCAACACCAGCCAGAUGGUGUUUAAGACAGAGCAGCUCAUAGCCUGGGUCUCCCAGUUUGUCACUCUUUACCCAGGGGAUAUCUUCCUGACUGGGACACCCCCAGGUGUUGGGAUGUUCAGGAAGCCACCCGUCUUCCUCAAGAAGGGGGACGAGGUCCAGUGUGAGAUUGAAGAACUUGGGGUCCUCGUCAACAAGGUGGCGUGACGGCUCCCUCCCAAGCCCAGAGUGGGACAGGACGGCCACCUGCUGCCAGCGGGUCCAGUGCCCGCCCCCCCACCCCCAGGAUGCUGCUGCUUGUGAGGAGGGCAGAAGGUGGAAGCCUCAACAAUAAAAGGCAAAGCAACAGCCUGGCUUCUGA